Endocarpon pusillum Z07020 is the source of this 2193-nucleotide messenger RNA. RefSeq lists its product as uncharacterized. The record is from RefSeq and is a predicted model, not a curated record. Lineage: Eukaryota; Fungi; Ascomycota; Eurotiomycetes; Verrucariales; Verrucariaceae. The transcript has a single exon. The coding region runs from base 1 to 2193 and encodes 730 amino acids.
AUGGAGCUUUUGCUUAGUGCCGUGAGCUACUUGUGGGCCACUUGGCCUCUAUCUUUGCUCAAGAGACCUCCGCCAUACGAAUAUGCACCCCUUGAGGAACCGCGACAGAUUCGGCUUCUCGAUUUCCUGCCUCGAAAAGGUGGUUACCUUCGAUGUAAGGUGGAGGUAGUAGACCUAGAUAACGCACCGCCUUUCACUGCAUUGUCGUACACACACGGCUUUCCGCUUGAUGGUGAUGCAUCCGAUCAUGAACAGUACGAUCGCAUUCCGCUUAUACCUCUCCUUUGUGAAGGGAAAGAGCUUCUUAUCAAGCCUAAUUUGGCCUCUGCUUUAUGGCGAUUCGAUCAAUUAGGCAAACAUGGAUAUUGCUGGAUCGACCAAGUGUGCAUUAACCAGCAAGACGAGGGCGAAGUCGGUACACAGGUCGAAAUGAUGGGGGACAUCUACUGGAUUGCACAGAGGGUUCUGGUGUGGCUCGGCUGGGAGGCGUGGGACUUCGAAGUGUUCAUGAAAUUGAUGGAGGAACUAUUACCGAAGUUUGAAGAUUUAGUAAAAAGAGAGGGCGACAAAUCGGACAAUUCCUUUCACAGCUUCACAAAUCCACAGAUCUACUCAAGACUCGGCACUGAAGUGAUCCCUGAUUACAUUUGGAAUGGUCUUGCAGAAUUCCUCGAGCGGCGUUGGUUUUCCCGGGCGUGGACAUUACAAGAGAUAUUGCUUCCUAGGGAUAUUGAUAUCUACUGCGGCGCGACAAAGAUAUCAUGGAAGAGCUUGAGCGCUUUUCUAAAACACUUACAGAUGUCAGACUGGCAAGAUUUGUUGUCGUGGAACAAUAGGUAUGCCAACAGGCACUCGAAUCUUAUUCCGGGCAACAGCACUAUCUCUACAAUGAAGCUGAGACAGCUAAUCUUCAAAAGAGAUCCCAGCUAUCAGAUCUAUCUUGGUAAUAUUGCUGGAGGUAGCGACAACAUGGACCUGACCAUAGGAUACAUUGAUCAUCUUAUCUAUGCGAUACGAAGCCGGUCUGCCACGGAUCCUCGAGACAAAUUCUUCGCUCUCUAUGGAAUUAUCUCGAGACUCUGCGAUAUAGCAGAGCCAAAGCUGCCCAACCCGCUGAUCAGGCCAGACUACACCAAAUCCAUUGCAGAAGUGUACAUUGCCAAUACUAAAUCACUCCUUGCCCACUCCAAAUCGCUUCUUAUGCUCUCAAAUGUUGAUGACAGAUCGCUACGAAAACGUACAGAUCUCCCGUCGUGGGUUCCAGAUAUGACCGUCGCAGUACCAACUGCCCUUGCGAGGCAUGCCACAGGAGACAUCUUCAAUACCUCGAGAAGGGCUGUGCCAGAGCUAUUGCCGGCUUCAAAUCAAGAGACACUACGCCUUUUUGGGUAUUGGAUUGACACUGUAACCGACCUCGGUGAUGAUGACACCUCAGCUGGGAUACGUGGUGGACCCUUCGAGAAGUCUGCUGCGCUCUUAUUGAAGAUGCCAAAGUUUUACAUUAGAACUGGCCAGGAUCGUGUUGAAGUCUUCUGGAGAACGCUGAUAGCAGAUUUCGACGCCGGCGGUGCUUGUCCCGCGACAGGGGCGCUAGGGGAAUCCUUCCACGAGCACCUACUCAUGCACAACUCCAUGUUCUUGCUCAGAGCGCAGAAACGGGGAGAGCAGGCAUACCAAGCCGCAAUGCAAUGCAUGAAACCUCUCACGACGUUAGCAGCAUCUACCGAUCUGGCGGCCAGCCUCAUCCCUUCUUUUGGCGAAACGCUGCAACGCAAGGAUGUCUACAUAUCCAUUGGCGAGGCCAUGGAAAAACGAGCAGACUCCGAAUUGCAUGCUCUUCCCAACGACGAAGACGCCAGAACAGAGGCAACCCGACAAAAAGUGCUGUGCGAAGAAGCGAAAGCAACCCCAUUUGCUCGCCAAUCCAGCACUGUCUUCGCGGUUCGCCGUAUAUUUCGAACUGCUGGGAACCUCCUGGGCCUUGGACCAAAGUCCCUAAGGCCAGGAGACCACAUCUUUGUUCUCCUAGGUGCACGAGUGCCCUUCAUACUACGACCUAUAGCUCCGGCUGAAGAUGGCAGGAGCAGCAGUGCAUAUUACGAAAUGGUUGGUGAAGCGUACGUGCAUGGGAUCAUGCAGGGCGAGGCGCUUCAACGGGGCCAGCUGGAGAAGAUCAAAAUUUCGCUCAUAUAA